This is a messenger RNA of Spizellomyces punctatus DAOM BR117, 2416 nucleotides long. RefSeq lists its product as uncharacterized. NCBI's taxonomy places the organism in Eukaryota, Fungi, Chytridiomycota, Chytridiomycetes, Spizellomycetales, Spizellomycetaceae. Bases 740 to 2416 code for a protein of 558 amino acids. The transcript is spliced from 2 exons. The record is from RefSeq and is a predicted model, not a curated record.
GAUACCAUGACACUGGCAUAUCCAGCAGGAUAUAGUCCCAUUGUGUUUUAUUUUCCCCAUGUAAUCACAAGGUGAAGCCAUUCUUUUAGCAACCCUUGUCAGGCAUGGGGGUAGAAUAGAUCUUGUCACAUUUUAUUUUGGUUCGUGGUAUGAUGUAUUGAACAGUCAUGAGCGGUAACCUGUGCUAGGCGAUACCCGCGAGGGAUUCAGGUAUUUUACUGAAAUGUUUACGGAACUCUUCCCGGUCAUAGACUGCUGUGAUGGGACGUUUGGAUGACAUGCUUGACAUGCAUGACGUGCGUUGCCGUUGGAGGAUGCAUCGCAGGUUCUUGCAGAUCUUGCGUCGGAGCAAGACGAGUUCUGGCAUCAAACCUUUGUUGGAUUUGCCUUUUGCAUUUGCUGAGGGAUUCACGUGUCACGUUCUAGCUUACGUUACCUCAUAGAACGUUGAGGGCAUUUUCACACUCCGGUCGAACAACGCGUCCGCAAGUGCGCAGCUGUUUGCAAAAAGGGAUCGAGAUAUAAUGCUAAAAAGAAGAAUAUCGUCCCAUUUCAACGGGUGGGCCAUAUCCUACCUGGCUUCCCGCGUUUUUAGACUGCUUCCCUCUGCGUUGGCGGGUUUACAGUGUUUACGGCUUUUUGCUCUUGUCAUACGUACCGCUGUUGGUGUGCGGCUUCAAAGUCCGGCGGGAAACAGAGUUCCUAAACGCUUUUUAGUAUUCGCACCACUCAAUUCACCAUGGAGCGUCGCCAGAGCCCGAAUUCAACGACCACACGCUUGGCAGGCAGCCCGACAGUGAGCAGCCGUGUAAGAAGCUUAUCUGCGGCGACACAAAAUACACAGAAUGUAACUGCUUUGUCGACGACAGCGAGUGCGUUGCUGGCUCCAUCAGGCAUACCUACUGUGUCUCGUAAUACGUCCUUCUCAACUGCCUCGUUCUUGUCUUUGGCUACAACGUCGAUUAAUCGGUCUUCCCGUAUAACUUCGACGUCUUUCCCUUCAAUUCCCUUCCCAACGUUGAUCACCACGCAGCCCAGUGCUACGAUCAAGGUUCUCCCGCCCGCAACAUCCCCAACCCUCACUCCCAUCCUAUCCAUACCGAAACCAUCUGCUGUGCCUUCUGAAUCCGCUGCUGCCGAUCGUAAUGGCGCAGUCGUUGGACACACAGUUGUUCUCAUUAUUUCUGCAGCGGCGGCGGCAGUAGUUUUUCUGACUGUUCUGGGAUGCCUUUGCUUCUCUUGUUUUGUGACGUAUAGACGAAAACGUCGGAGCAAAAAGUUGCAAGCACAAUUUGUUAGUGUUGAUUUGGGAAGUGGGGUUGAGUGGGAUAAAGCACAAACGGUAGGAUCCGUGUUUCUCAAUGGCAGGGAUAGCAACCGUGCUAUCGAAACCGUCAUGGACGAUGAUGCGGAAUCUAGGUAUGAUUCACAAAAAGAAGCUCAGAAAGAGAGUGCAGUGACCUACGGAAGUCCUGAAGCGGCGACUGAACCAUCUCCGCAAUCCGUUCAACCAGCAGAGCAACCUAUGCCGAGCGAGGAACGUUCGCAUUCAGUCCAGAUUAGCCCAAAUCAGACGGCCCCAUCAGACACUCCACAGUCCGCGCGCCGGCCUGCCCGACAUAGUUACACUGAAAAGUGGGUUCAUCACACGACUCCUGAUCCACCGGAGGUCUCUGUACACAAUGCCCCAAGAACAUCUAUUAGGUCAGAUUCAUCGGAUGAGACACUGAUUUUAAAUCCAGAAGAUGGUACCGCGGUAGACGAAGAAAGUGUUGAAAACGCAGCCGAUUCACAGGGAAAGCAAGCCGCGGUGACAAGUUCCCAGCCACCGGAACACCAAAAGGUGCCAACCGCGGUAGAGGUUGGCAAAGGGGCACAUGGGACUUCGCAUACUGCAGAUGAACCGGAGAGCACGGCGCCAUCUCUGUUACGUCCAGACUUGUGCCGUCAUGCGAGCAUCUUUUCGGAACUUGCUCCAUCACUUUUGGCAGGUUCUUCAACAUUAACCAGGAGCGACACAAUUCGACGUCCGCGAAUUGCAUCGACUACGUCCGCAACUCAAACUAGCCCCAAUGUCAGGACGGUCCACCGCACAAACGUACCUCGUAUGAGCGGGAUUGGACCACCACCUGCGGCCGUACAGACUGAUCGCUCCUCACCUCACAGUCGCUACACACAUACCAGUAUGCAAUAUUACCCGCAUAACUACCGCCCUCAAAGUGGUGUAUCAGAGGCAUCCAGCGUGGGCCGCGUGGUGGGAAUGUACUCGUCGCAGGCCCCUGAGGUAGACGCAGUCAACGAACGUCCAGCAUUGUUUUACGCGAUUUACACCCACACGCCUGAUUUAAAAGACGAAAUUGAGGUGGGUGGGGGGGACGGGAUGCUUGUGGAGCAGGUUUUUAGGGAUGGUAAGUAG